AGGAGCAGAAAAAACCUGCCCAUACUCCACUGACUACUUGGCCUUGGCCGGAAAAAGCGUGGUAUCGCUUACAUUGUGAUUUUCUGGGUCCAUUUUUUGACAGAAUGUAUCUAGUAGUAAUUGACGCAUAUUCAAAAUGGUCAAUAGUGAUCGAUUUCAAUAAAAACACAAAAAGUUCACGAUUAAUUGACGAAUUCAAAAAGUUAUUCGCUGACUAUGGGCUACCAAAACAAUUAAUUACCGACAACGGUAGACAAUUCGCGAGUGCUGAGUUUCAAGAGUUUCUGAAACGUAAUGGUAUUAAGCACAGCUUUUUCCCACCUUACCAUCCGGCAACGAACGGCGCAGCCGAAAAUUUUGUCAACACGUUCAAAUCUAAAGUAAAAAAAAUUGUAAAAGGUAUCAAGCAUUGUACGACAGGAGAAAGUCCUGCAUUUUUAUUAUUUAAGAGGGAGCUAAAAACCAGGUUUGAUUUACUUCGAUCAGACGUAAGGGAUGUUGUAUUGAAAAAUCAGCGCUCGCAAAUAGUCGCUAGGCGAGGUUCCCGUAAAGCGUCAUUCGCAGAUGGCGAUAACGUGAUGGUCGACAAUCACGGCGUCCACGCAUGCAAACAGAAUCGAAG
Messenger RNA from Wasmannia auropunctata (little fire ant), 622 nucleotides. RefSeq lists its product as uncharacterized. The transcript has 2 exons. The record is from RefSeq and is a predicted model, not a curated record. NCBI's taxonomy places the organism in Eukaryota, Metazoa, Arthropoda, Insecta, Hymenoptera, Formicidae. Gene Ontology annotation, biological process: DNA integration. The annotation marks the transcript as partial. Gene Ontology annotation, molecular function: nucleic acid binding.